AUGUUUUGGGAGAAAAAACAAGAUAAAUCAAUGGAGGAAAAGCCUAAUAUUCGAAAUAUCAGAUCUGUUAGACCAUUUAACAAGAAUAAAGAUGAUCAGAGUAGUGAUGAUGAUGGAGUUGAUGUAGCUGAUUUAUCAUGUAUGCCUGAUAUUUCAGUUGUAAAACGAAAAGAAAAGAAAAUCUAUCAACAUCUUUUACCAAUAGAUAAUGGAUUUUAUGAUGGAGCAUUAGACGGAAAUCUUUUGCGUGAAGGAUUAGGUACAUAUAGUUUUAAUAACGGUGAAGAGUACUAUUCGGGUUUAUGGAAAGAUGAUAAACCAUGUGGAUAUGGUUAUCAGUUUAAAGGUUACGGUUCGACUAUAUGUCAUGGUGAUUUUCAUGAUGGAAAACUUAAAGAAGGUUAUGGAAAAAUUAAAAAAGAUGAUGGAUAUGAAUAUAAAGGUACAAUUAGAGAUGACAACUUUCAUGGUCUAGGAAUUCUAUCAAUUAAAAUAGCAGGUCUUAGAGAUAUGAAUAAUAUAUCUGUAUAUAAAGAUACUCUUAAAAUUGUAGCUGAGUGGAAUAUGGGAAAAACAGAUGUUGUUUAUCUCGAUGAAAUUCAGGCAUAUUAUAUAGAUCAACAUAAAAUUUUCUGUGAGAAUCUAUCGUCUAUUCUUUCAUCGAAGAAUGAAAGUCUUCGAAAACAAAGACAAUAUUUUCAAAUUUUAAUUGAUUUAGACGAGCGUUUUUUAGAUCUUAAGUUAUUAUACGAAAUAGGAGCACAUCCUCAACUACCGAAAAAGUUAAAGUCAUCAGCUGAUCUAUUUAAGACAUUGCCCGAUCGAUUCACUUCGUCCGAAAAAAUUCGAAUACGAGCGGAGUUAACUAUGGGAAUAUCAAAAUCGUUUGUAUAUUUAUCCGAUCAAAUAAAGUAUAAUAGUUUAAAAAAAUUUAAAGAAGAGUUUAUUUCUAUAUUUAAAUAUACUAUUAAAGAUAUCGAGUCUUACGAAGCAUUUCAUAGUAAAUUAGAAAGAGUUGAACCAUAUUUUUUAUAUGAUAGAAAGUUGAAAGAAAUUACUGUUGAUCAAGCUUUGAAGAGUUUUCAAAGUAAAAAUAAAACUUUAUCUGAAUCUGAAUCUAAGUUACUAAAAAAAGCUUUUUCGAGUUAUGAAAAAUGUUUUGGAAGUUAUUCUCAUCGUAUCAUUCAUAAAAAAUCUUUAACAGUUGAAGAUGUAAUCGAACAUACGCGAAAGAUCGCGCGUAAACCAGAAUUUGAAAAGAAAACUAUUCCAGAGAUUAUUGCUGGACUUUCAAUUAUACUUUCAUUAAGAGUUUCAGAUUUUAUUGAGAAAAAUCGUGAAAAUAAAUAUGUUUUGAAAGAUAAAUUUAAUAAAGAUUGUUUCCUAAAACCACAUUGUAUUCAAAUUCUCGGUCUAUUCAUAUUGCUUAACAUGACUGUUGAAAAUGAAGAUUUUCCACCAAAUCAUCUUGCAGAAAUCGUUACUGGACAGGGCAAAUCUUGGGCAUUAGCACUGUUAGCUGGAUACUUUAGUUCAAUCGGUUAUCAAGUUACAGUUAGUUGUUAUAGUGAAUAUUUAAUGGAACGAGAUAAGAAAUCUUUUCGAAAGUAUUUAGAUCCGUUUAAUUUUAAUGAUUCAGUUAAAUAUGAAACAUUUAAAUCAAUGUGCGAAGAACAACUUAGAAUAAAAGAUCAAAAACAUAAUCUACGAAGUAUCAUUUCAGAUAUUUUAAAAGGAGAAAGUCUUUUACCUGUAGAUAGGAAAGAAAAUGAUAAACAAAAAUCUAUUCUCUUAAUUGAUGAAGUUGAUGUCUUUUUCUCAAAUGAAUUCGGUACUGUAUUUUCGCCUGGACUUCGUAUUGAAAAUAAAUUCAUAGCGAAAAUUCAGAAAGAUAUUUGGAAAAAUGUUGUUCAUGGUAAAACUGAUAAAAAUCAAAUACAAAAAUCGAUUGAAAAAGAAUUAUACAAAGUUUCUGAUCAAGAUAAAUUGUUAUCAAAUUUAUUCAAAUCGAAUUUGUUAAAUCAACACCUGAAAUACAUGAUAGAUGCUGCUGUAGAAAUUUAUCAAGAUAUGAAAAAUAAAAAUCAAUUACGAGAAAAAUAUAGAAUUGAAGAUAAAAUUAUAAAAACAAAGGAUAUUAGCGGAAAAUUUGUUUCUACGAUUUGGUAUGGAUAUGAAAACAGUUUUUAUUAUCUUAAAUUAAUGUAUGAAGAACAGAAUAAUUUUAAUGAAGCGGAAUUAAACGAAAAGAAUUUUGGAUAUUUAUCAAUUCCAUGUGGACUUCUUUCAUAUUCUGAACUUCCGAAGACUUAUCAUAGAAUAUUUGGUGUUAGUGGAAGUUUACAAUGUUUAUCGGAUGCUGAACAAUCAUUAUUGACAUAUUAUAAUAUUCAUCAAAGAUCUUGUUAUCCAUCAUUUUUCGAUGGUUCACGAUUAAGAUUUGAUCCAUGUUAUGAUUAUCUUAUUGUCGAAUCAGAAGAAGAUUGGUCUGAAAAAAUUAUUAUUCAUGCUCGAAGACAUACUUCGAAAAAUAGAUCCGUUUUAAUAUUUUUCUAUGAUGAAAAACAACUGAAUAAGUUUUAUCAAUCUUAUUCAGGAGAUUUAGGAGUUGAUCCAUUUUAUGUUACACAAAAUGAGAUUUAUGAUGGACAAAAUUUAAAUAGUAUUGAUAUAGAGAAAAUUAUAAAAGAUCAAUAUGCUGGUCAUCAUGGUAAAAUAACUUUAUUGACGAAAGAAUUCGGAAGAGGUGUAGAUUUUCAGGCAGAAGCUAAAGUAAAUGAAAACGGUGGUGUGCAUGUCAUUCAAACAUUUUUCUCUGAGAAUAUUAAAGAAGAGAUUCAGAUAAAAGGAAGAACAACGAGAAAAGAUGAUCCGGGAAGUUAUGAAUUGAUUCUGUACCUUGAACAUUUACAAAAUCCUGAAUUAGCAAACAUGAAAAUACCGAAAUUUAAAAAUGUGACAAAAGAUACACCUAUUGCAGAUCAAAACAAAAUGCUUUUCACAUCGGUACUUCGAUGGUUUAUGUUCUACUUUCUAAUAAACAAUGUAUUUGGUAAUGCCGAAGAUAUAUUUGAUAUGUUCGGUGAUACUCAUACUCCAGUUACGAAAGAAGCUAAGGUAGAUAAAGUUGAAAUCAAUCCAACUACAACAGUAACAAUGAAGACUGUUGUUGAUCAUAAAAAGAAUAGUGUACCUUCGGCAUCAUAUGAAAAUCAAUAUCGAACAACAAUCAUUGCUUAUCGUAGUGUACUCGAAGAUUGGACACAAAAGCUUCCGUCCGAAGAUGCUGGACUAUAUCGACUGAUACUUCAAUUAUCUCCUGAUGAUAUAGUUCGUCUUAAGAACUUUGCAAAGAAUACAAAAUAUGACGAGAUUUUAAAAGAAGUACAUGCGGUAUCAACACUUCUUCAGCGAAGUGCAAUUAGAAUUGAAGAACUUAAACCGUCACAUUCUAAGUUAACACGGUUAGAAUGGAUACAAUCAAUAGAUGGAAAUAAAAUAGUUUUAUUUGUACUUGUACCGAUUAGCAUUGGAUUACUUAUGUUUAUUAGUAUUCAAGCUCCUCAUAACUUUCGACGAUGGUUUACAAGUUUCUUGGUAUUUGCAUUUAUGACUUCAGUUUUUCUAAAUUGUUUGAGACUUUACAUGGACUCACUCGCGGAAGUCGAUGCAACUCUUAUUAAAACAUUACCAGAACAUUGCCUAAGUUAUUCACAUGGAUUUUUCCAUAAUUUAAAAACUGCAAUUUCUCGAACAGUUCAAGUUCCACAUGAUGAUUGUGUAGAAUAUCAAAAAGCAUUGCGCAGGUUACCUCAUGCGGAUGCAACGUUAAUUAAGGGUAUAUCGCUUACUGUUACCGAAUUUUUUACCACACCACUUGGUAAAAUAGGCGAGGGCAUAUCUAAAUUCUUUGGUGGUUUAAUGCUUCAUGUACCCAUUGCAAUGUUGCCAAUAGUUUUUGGUUUCAUUGGAUUUUUUUUAUUCUUAUUCGUUAUUACAAGGAAAGGUUAUGGACUGUCAGCAAUGUAUGGACUAAUUUCUUUCCAUCCAGUUCAUCCACCUGCUAUUACAAAAUCAGAUAACGCUUUAGAAUUAAAAGAAGAAGAAUUAAAAGAAUCGAAGAAAAAAAUUGAAUAUUUACAACGCCAAAUAGAACACUUGGAAAAUGAAAAGCUUGCACUUAAAAGUAAUGAAACUUCAUCAAAGAUCGAUCAAAACUCCAACAAAUAUAAAAGAGCUCUUGAAAGUGAGCCUUCUCAAUCAAGUCACAAUGCUAUUGUUCCUGAAUCAGAUAGUGACUCUUCUGACAAUAUAGGUGAUUAA
Molecule: messenger RNA, 4323 nt
Organism: Adineta steineri
Lineage: Eukaryota; Metazoa; Rotifera; Eurotatoria; Adinetida; Adinetidae
Source: the annotation of a GenBank genome assembly